Molecule: messenger RNA, 1658 nt
Organism: Colias croceus (clouded yellow)
Lineage: Eukaryota; Metazoa; Arthropoda; Insecta; Lepidoptera; Pieridae
Product: dopamine D2-like receptor
Exons: 8
Coding region: 112-1626 (504 amino acids)
Biological process (GO): adenylate cyclase-activating adrenergic receptor signaling pathway
Cellular component (GO): membrane
Molecular function (GO): dopamine neurotransmitter receptor activity, coupled via Gi/Go; G protein-coupled receptor activity
Source: RefSeq, a predicted model, not a curated record
UGGUUUCAAAAUGGAUGACGCCAGACCUCGCAGUGGAGUACGCGCGAACAAUUUUGACCAUCCCAUCAGAAACGACCGAAUCACGUAAAUCAAAAUGUACAACUCCGUAAAAUGGAGAGAACAAAACCCAUAUGCACGACGAAUUCAACGUAUACGGAUCACAAUCGAACGUUUUUGAACGAAACAUAUUUAAAUUUCACAUUUGACAGCUUCGUGUUUGACAGAAAUGACAGUUCGGGUUUGACAGAUGGUGUGUAUAAUCUGUGGGCGUUGACGUUGAUAGUGUUCCCAUUGUUAACGCUGUUUGGUAAUGUGUUGGUGAUUUUAAGUGUGGCAAGGGAAAAGAGUUUACAGACCGCUACAAAUUAUUUCAUUGUUAGUUUGGCUGUUGCGGAUCUUUUAGUCGCAGUUGUUGUGAUGCCAUUUGGAGUAUAUUAUUUGGCUAACGGAGUAUGGGGCCUGCCAGCAGUGGUGUGCGAUUGUUACAUCGCGAUGGAUGUCACGUGCUCAACGUCCAGUAUAUUCAACCUCGUCGCUAUUUCAGUUGACAGGUACAUAGCCGUCACACAGCCAAUAAAGUACGCGAAACACAAAAGCAACCUUCGCGUCUGGGUCAUGAUCGGAGUGGCCUGGCUGGUCUCCGCUGCGAUAGGCUCCCCCGUGGUCCUGGGGCUGAACAACACGCCAGACCGCAGUCCACACCAAUGCCUGUUUAAUAGCACAGACUAUGUCAUCUUCUCCUCACUCGGAUCCUUCUAUAUACCGUGUAUCAUCAUGAUGUUCCUGUAUUAUAGGAUUUUUAAGGCGAUCCGGCAGCGCGCGAAAAAGCAGCGCACAGCCAAGACAUCAUCCACCAUAAGUUCUGCCAUAUCUUCGGGACCAACGGCGGUGAUCAUAGAGAAUGUUGCGCAGACGCACCGGUACGAUGUGACGUUGGAGGACAGACCCACGAACACAGCCUCUGGGAGCAAUGAUGAUGACGAUGACAAUUAUGAUAAAUCAGAGAUAGGAGUAUAUCCAGAUGACUUGGCGCACACUAGAUCGGCGAGGUUCAUGCUGGCUGCUGUAGUGGAGGAGACAGGCCUAAUAAUGGCGAACCUAGCGUCCCCGAUCCCCAUGGUGGAUCCGAACACCAAUAACGACUCUGGAUACGUGCCUUCCAACAUGGACGUGGACAGAGAGCACUCCCCCCCUCCCUCGCCUGGGAAACGGGAGGAGAGGAAACCGGAGUUGAAGAAAAAGCUCAGUCGUUUAAGCAACAGUUCGCUCAUCACCACACCGCGAAGACGGUUCAGGUCAGCAGCAUCAGCGGCCAGGUUCACGAUAUUCAGAGCGAAUAGAGCCGGCAAGAUGAGAGCCAAGUCGUUCGCUAAGAAGGAGAAGAAGGCAACCCAGACAUUGGCCAUUGUUUUGGGUGUAUUCCUCUUCUGCUGGGCGCCAUUCUUCACUUGCUCAGUACUGGAUGCCCUCUGCACCAAAUUCGGGCUGAACUGUUCUCCAGGAGUCACCGUGUUCAUCCUCACCACUUGGCUCGGUUACAUCAACUCCUUCCUCAAUCCUGUGAUCUAUACUAUCUUUAACCCGGAGUUCAGAAAGGCGUUUAGGAAGAUACUACGUUGUUCUUAAGUUUUUAUAACUGUUUAUAAUUUCAACUUCGA